Messenger RNA from Glycine soja, 1679 nucleotides. Its product is annotated as probable protein S-acyltransferase 16. The transcript is spliced from 7 exons. Gene Ontology annotation, molecular function: palmitoyltransferase activity. NCBI's taxonomy places the organism in Eukaryota, Viridiplantae, Streptophyta, Magnoliopsida, Fabales, Fabaceae. Bases 228 to 1106 code for a protein of 292 amino acids. The record is from RefSeq and is a predicted model, not a curated record.
UGUGUAUAUAUUGCCGUUGGCGUUUCCCAUCGUUCAUUCAAAGAGUAAAAUUAAAGCCAACGGCAGCUUCUGGAUUUAUCUAACGAACCCUCCGUAGUUCAGCAUCAUCGUCCGUCAUCAUAUCAUAAUCAUCACCGAAUCAAACCAAACCUAUCUUUUAAUUCAAAACUUUUAUUUUGGGAGACGCCGUCGUUUCGGCAACGCCGGCGGCGCCUCCUCCUCCAGCCAUGGCCGCCGCAGACAAAGCGAAGCCCUCGAAGACGAUGCUCUCGCUCCCCGUGAGCGUCGUUGUUUUGGCCAUCGCCUACAUUUACUUCUCCACCGUGUUCGUCUUCAUCGACCGCUGGCUCGGCCUAUUCUCCUCGCCAGGGAUCAUGAACGCCGCCGUGUUCUCCGCCCUCGCCGCUGCCUGCGCCCUCACCUACCGCGCCGCUAUUUCCACGGAUCCGGGUCGGGUUCCCGCAACCUACAUGCCCGACGUCGAAGACGCUGAGAGCCCCAUCCACGAGAUCAAACGCAAGGGUGGAGAUUUGCGAUAUUGCCAAAAGUGUUCUCACUAUAAGCCUCCCCGUGCACAUCAUUGCCGGGUUUGUAAAAGAUGUGUUCUACGAAUGGAUCAUCAUUGCAUUUGGAUAAAUAACUGCGUCGGUCAUGCAAACUAUAAAGUAUUCUUCAUUUUUGUCUUAUAUGCUGUAAUUGCCUGCAUCUACUCCCUGGUCUUACUUGUGGGUAGUCUAGCUUCUGACAGCAUACAGGAUGAAGAGAAAAAUGGAAGAAGCUCUUUCCGAACUGUAUAUGUUGUUUCUGGGCUCUUGCUGGUCCCCUUAUCAAUAGCCUUAUGUGUGCUUUUAGGUUGGCAUAUCUAUCUCAUUCUACAUAACAAGACCACGAUAGAGUAUCAUGAAGGAGUGAGAGCUUUGUGGCUUGCAGAGAAAGGUGGGAGUAUCUAUAAACAUCCAUAUGACCUUGGCCCGUAUGAGAAUUUGACAUUUGUUUUGGGACCGAAUAUCCUUAGCUGGCUGUGGCCUACUGCAAACCAUAUAGGUUCUGGACUUAGGUACCGCACCAUCUACGAUCUCCCUAAAGGUGCUUCAACGUCCAAAUGAGAUUUAGACAUUGCUUUGCAGUGGUCAUUUGCAAUAUUAUUCAUAUUAACCCUUUUGAUGAAUGGUUGAGUGAUGACAAUGCUGAAUGAUCGGUAAUCUGCCAUCUUUUAGUCCACUAUAAAGUAUAGCUUUUUUAAUGUCAAUCACCCAAAAUUGCUGAAGCGUAGGUGGUCACGAGCGUUUCGCUUCAUAUACCAGAAGAAAUUGACUAAAUAAUGUGUAUGCCCAUGUGGAUAUUGAUAAUAGUCACUUAUUCUCUGCCUCCUUUUUCUUUCCUUUUUUCGCCCAUUUCUUAGGCACAAAAUAGGCCUUCUUUCUUGCUUUCCCCUUCUUCCGGUCUUGUUAGGGUUUGGAUGAUGUGGGGUUACAGCUGUAGAGUUCUGCUGAUAAACCUAUGUACAAAUAGAAAUUCUGAAACCGGCUCAUCAAGGAAGUAUCCUCAAGGGAUUGAUUAACCCUAUGUGAAAAGUUGUACUUUUGUAUUCUAGAAUUGUAUUUUCUGUAUCUUGGAUAAUAUUUGUAUCAUCCAUUUUUUUAUUUCAUGUAUUAUACAUUUUUUUUUGCUUAUUUAUA